Porites lobata is the source of this 20651-nucleotide messenger RNA. The record is from the annotation of a GenBank genome assembly. Lineage: Eukaryota; Metazoa; Cnidaria; Anthozoa; Scleractinia; Poritidae.
AUGAUAUGCGAGGGAAACCAAAAUGAGUUGACGGCGGCGAAUGGAGUGGCGGUGAAUGGUAGGGAUGGAAGAGAUUGCUUAGAGCUGAUGGCGCCGGCAGGCUCUAUGGUGAAAGGCCUGUUCCUCAAGGUUUUUGAUGAAAGUGGGAAGUUAUUGGAUGCUGAGGAGUUCAAGGCCGCUGAACCUAGAGUUACCACGAGCUGGAACGGAGAGGUUAGGAGAUAUUAGUAGAUAAAGCACGAGAAAGUUAGUCGCAGUAAUGUUUACAACUUUUAAGCUGUUAUAAAUAAAUAAAUAAUAAUAAUAAAUAAUAUAACCUUUACUAUGUGUAUUAACGUCAUUAAAUCUGAAUUCUGAUGAAUUAUUUGUUUGUUUUUGCCAGGUAUCAGUUCAGAAUUUACCGUAUCUGCCAGACUGCCCUGUGGCGAGCAUGGUCGCUGUCCCGUAUGUGGGUAAUGUGGAGUGCGUCUGUAGUGACGUCAAAUGUCAGACCCAAAUAAGGAUUAAACCCAUUGCAGGUACAUAAAUUCAUUAGGGAGCUUAACCAACCACAGUGCCGACAGCAACGAGAACGGCAAAAAAGCAAUAGGGCUAGAUUAGCAAAACAACAACUCUGCACGUGCAUCAUGCUUUUUUGUAUACCGUAAAAUUCCGAAAAUACGCCCCUCCAUGUAUAAGCCCCUCCAAAUAUAAGCCCCCCAAACUUGUAACGCAAAAAACCGUCCGUUAAAUCGCCCCUCCAUAUAUAAGCCCCCCGGGGGUUUGUACUCUGAAAUUCCCCUCAAAUACAAAAUAAAACAAAGCAAAAACGGUAAAUUUCCUUCCAACUGUAAGGCUAGCCCACUCGAUUUUGAAACGCAAAUUUCCCUCCAUAGAUAAGCCCGUCCAAUAUAAGCCCCGUCCGAAUUUAAGCCUUUGAAAAAUAUAAGCCCCGGGGCUUAUUUUCAGAAUUUUACGGUAUUUCUUUGCCGUUCUUGCACGACUACGAGGUGAAACUUUCUAAUUUCACGUAGUAUGGAGGACGUAAACACAAGACAAUGAUUUCCCUUUUCCUGUUUCUGAUCUUGGACCAAGUCAUUUAGGAUUAACUCCAGAAAACUUCGCCCGCAUUUGACAGACUGAAAACUAGGGCCACUCGUUUGAACCCUAAGCGUUUUGAAUUACAGGCGGACAAUUCAGAUCUAACUUAUGUUUGUUGCGAGGAUUUACUCACAAGGAGCACAAAGAGGAUCCAAACACCUUUGCGAUGCACGGCCAAAUUUACCGAGAAACAAGUGCUUGCGUGUACCCGGGUCCCGCCGCACACGAAAAAAACCUCUGCUACCCAGGGUAGCUGGCGCACAAGCCCUGGAGCUAAUGAAUCAAUUUAUGUUGUUGGCUGGUCGGUUUUAUUUUCAUUUAUUUAUUUUUUUUGACAUGACGAGGAACGAGUUUCUGGUGAGGGUUUCUUGCGCCCGAUAAUCUCGAAAAUCACGCCAAUGAAGGAAAAGGAAAGAAGAAAAAGAAAGAGCAAGAGGAAAAAGCAAUGGCUGCACUCUUAGUUUUUAUAUUGGCUACUUUGACCGGAAGAGGUCUGUUUGGCGGGAACGUUUUCAAAAAUCCGGCUAGAUGUAGAAUUCGUCAUAAUUGAUAGUUGUUUUAUUCUUCCAGGUGAGCCGCAGAAGUGGUUAUUCGUGUGCGAGGACCAAACUUUGCAAAUUGAGUGCGACAGCAAAAGACAGUUGAGUCAAAACCUCAAGAUUCGAUUGAAUGACAAGUUUGGCAAUCCUGCCGAGUGUCCUCAAGGGGUGGAACCCAUGGUAUCAGUUGAACAUUCACCAUCAAGAAGGUUAGUUAAGGGCCAAUUACACCGGCGGGGUUUUAGCGCAAUUUGUGGCGCGAAAAAAGCGGCCCCGGGGAUCUGGUUGCAAACCUGAAUGGCGCGUGUAAACGGUUUGUGAUUCAGCGCGAAUUUCCGCGGCUAAAUGGCCACAAAUGUUAUAUGAUUGAAAUUUAAACCAACUUAGUGGCGCUUUUCAGAUCAGUGAGAGUACAAAUUUCUGUCCGCCAGAUACGUUAAGAAGUUAACAUAUGCAUCAAGGUAUUGUUAAAGAACACUGCUCUUGAGACAUUUUGCCCUAAAGGGCCUUUCUGAAGUAUUGCCUACCCCAUCCCCUCCAAGCAAUGUUGGGCCGCUUUUCGAGCUACCUGUAGGAAGCAACAAACACUCCAACAUUGAAUAGAGCGGGGAUGGGGGCGGAGAGGUGUAGGUUGUUUUGUUCUCCGAAGUUACCCCAUCUAAGGACAGUGUCUCAACAAUUUUGUCGCCGAUUGAAGGCCAAACAAUGCGAAUUAAUGAGCAGUGGCCACACUUUUAGGCUUCGUAAUGUAAACUUUAUUUAACACUAACGCAUGUUCAUUUGUUAAGCAGUAGUUAUGCAGUGUUGUUAUAUAGCUAGAAAUUUCUUUCCAACAGCGCGUGCCCUCAUUGCGUACUUCGAGGUCACAUGACAUCUAACAAUGAAACUGUUUCCCCGCAAAAUCUCUGAGUGGGAAAUAUUGCACAAUCUAUGAUGUCAGAGGGUAGCAGUGCACUGUUGCCUGCGAAUGUUGACCAAUGACCGCCGUUACAGCGAGGUUUAAUGAAUUUCCAGCUUCAAAAUUUCCAGUUAUAUAACAAAUCACUAAAGAUUGGUCCCUCGGGAAACAGUUAAUUUUCUUUCUCUCGAAUCUCAGUGUUUCCUGAGGCGAACAUUGAGAUUCUCGGAAAUCAAAGUUAACUGUUUCCCUCGGGACCAGUCUUUAAUUGUUUAUUGUUUCUUUUCACUAGUUUACAAGGUGAAUGUAGUAUUUUUUUUUUGUUUUACAUCUCUACAGUGGUAGCACUGCUGUGUUUAUCGGAAAUAUCAGUCGUAAAGGCUCGGAAUUCGUGUUCAAUAGUGAAGCCACCAUUUCAGGCCAGCCUGGUGUAAUAACCAUGUGUCUGUACGACAAUGAUAACAAGUUCUCUAAAGACACGCAAAGAAUCAAUCUCAAACCUGGUGAGUGCGGGCACCUGUAUAUUAUCUCACAGGGAGCCCACAGAGUCUGUUUGUGUAACCGAUUGUAAUUUUAUAGUAUAAGUGUACUGGAUUUACCAUUUGCUUCAUUUGUAAUGUUAUGUGGCUAAAUAAGUGCGUGGAUCAGUGCUAAAUAAUAGUUUUAUUACCUUACAUACAUGAGAGGACAGUAAACAACAAACUCCCUUCUCAGGCAAAAGGACGACAAUUUACCGUAGGCAAGGUAAUAAAACGUUUAUUUAGCAUUGAUCCAUGUACAUAUUUAGCGAUAUAUCGCUACAGGUGAAGCAAACGGUAAAUCCAGUACGUUUACUAUAAAAUUACAAUUGGUUACGCAAACAUAUUGUGUGGGCGCCCUGUGGUCAUUUUGCGUGUGGUAAUCACUAGCCUGGGUUAGUCACAGACUAAGAACCUAAGAACAUAAGAACCUAUUUAAGAACCUAAAUAGCAACCGUCCAAGUUAAAGUUUUUGCUCGGUCGCCAUUUGGCCACCAACUCUUUUGGCUUAGGGAGACUUUUUUAAAAAUCAAGUCGCCAGCUCCAAAAUUUUAGGCACCAUGGCGACCAAAAUAGUCGCAACUUGGAGGGUUGUAUAAUAGCCUAAAUUUGUGUUAAUUACCAUUUAUUCAAGAACCUGUUAAGGCUAACUUGGGAAAUGCGAGUUCUUAGUCGCGGGUUUUUUUACUGUAUGCCAAAGUUGUUUGCUUUUGUGAAGAAUAAAACGUAACUUUGAAAGAUGAACAUUACAGGUACGUUUUGUGGUUUAGCUGGAAACAACAGGUAUGAUUCUUUAUGUCCUACACGUAGUUUGAAAUUCUCCUGGGCCAUGAACACGUCGGAAAGUUCAUCUAGUACUAUGUACCAUUUGUUCGAUUCAUGAACUUUGAAAAUUCCACGUAAAAUUAAACUUUCACCAGCACUUUCAUUCAGAAUUCACCAAACUUCGUCAAUGCGGGAAAGAUAAGUGUAGUUGGUCUGGCCAUAAGACAUUUUGAGCGUUGAAAUCUUAAACACGAAUUUAAAAAUGUUCCAUUAUCAUUAAGAAGUGCUUGUGGUACAAUUUCUCGAUUGAAGACAAAGAGACAGGAUAGGUAAGGCUAACUUUUUCAAGUUCUUUUAGCGAGCCUCGAAAAAAUGGCCAAAAAAUAGUGACUCGUUUGCUUCACACUUCGAAGAUUUCACUCAUAAUAGACUUCUUAGUCUUCCCGGAGCCGUUUUGUGUUCUUGUAGGAGAUAGGGUAUUUGCUGUAACUUUAACAGCUUCACUCUAGGGUGAGUUAAGGAGACAUAAAACUUAGUUUUGAAUCGUUGGAUAUAAUCCCGUGGUGUAACCAUUCAAAUCAAACCUCCGAAACAGAACGUUUGAAUGGUGCAAUUUAUAUUUUCAGAAUUUCACCGAGCGAAAUUUGAUUUUUUUUCUUCAAGUAUGACUUUGACCAAUGGUUACCAAACGUGUGAGAAUGUAACAGUGCCCUUUUUAUGACACGAGAAAGAAACUGGGCCGUGUUAACUCUCGCAAAGACGUGUGGGAAUGUUAUUAGGGACAGAGGAAAAAUUGGCCAAUAGCUGAACGGCACGUCACCGAUAACGAUCCCAGAAUCACUUGCGGGACACAAGUUCCCUUAGUUUCUAAAGUGGUGAAUUAAAACUUUCCUGUCAGGUGCUCCACAUCACAUUGAGUUGAAAAGCCAAGCAUUUGAUGACUCUUCGCCCAAGAACGAACAUACAGCCAAGUUUUUCUCCAACUGCUAUCUUAGCGCUCCUAUCUUUGCUUCCAUCUGUGAUAAGUCUGGAAACAAGACGCCUCUCAAAACAACGCUGAACCUCUCCUGGAUUCCAGCUUCCUGCGGACAGUUGCUGCCGAGAAAGACCACUCAGAAGGGAGAGACAGUGUUUGAAGCCAAGGCGAUGAGGUGCGGCAGUCGGAGCGGUGAGCAGCAGGUCAAACUGAAGGUGUCCAGUCCAGACCAUAAGAAUCUGCAGGUGAGAUACUGCCCUUUUAUUCAAAUGCACUACAAAAUAUUUCUUUCAUGGAGAGUUUAAUCAAGGUCUGGAAGGGGUUUCGCGUGAUCCGAUAAAACAGAAAUACCGUCAAAUUCCAAAAAUAAGCCCCGCGGCUUAUAUUUUUCAAAGGGCCUUUUUGAGGGGCUUAUAUUCGGAAGGGCUUAUCUACGGCGGGAAAUUUGCGUUUCUCAAUCGAUUGGGCUAGCCUUAUAGUUGGAAGUAAAUUUACCGUUUUUGCUUUGUUUUACAAAGUACAAGCCCCCCCCCCCCCCCCCGGGGGGGGGGGCUUAUAUUUGGGGGGGCUUAUUUUCGCUUUUUUUUAGUGUCGUGACAAGGGUUCGAAGUUUAACCAUGUAAAAGUGAAAACUCGUAGAACUUCGAUUUUAUAGCAAUGAAAUUCAUUGCCAGUCUAACUUUUAGUCGUUAAACAAAAAAGUAGAGAAUCACUAGUUUGAUCACACUACUUUUUGAUUCAUUCCGAUCACACGGUCAUUUGAGAAUAACUCUUGCCUGAGUAGUCCAGCAACCACUAAGAAUCAUUGAUGGCCUUGAUCAGUUCGUCAACUAAUCACGUUAUUCGUGAAACGACUCCAGUAGGUAACGUGAUUGGUGAAUGUACGGAAAUUUAACCUGUGAUUCGAGAUCCAGACGCCCCCUUUCAGACCCUGUUUAAUUUAUGUGGGGCUUUUUCAAGCAUAGUAAAGGUGUAAACUCGCCUUAACCGUCAAAGUUUCAAGGUCAAUUUUCUCCUAAAAAUAUCUAUACAUCUUCAAUAAAAAAGGUUAUAACAAUUAAUAAUUUGAUCACCAAAGGGAAAAUGUUUGGAUCUCUUAGAGAAGUGAGGGAAUCACAUGACUGUAGCACGGACCGAAAUUAUAUCGCAAAAACGUCUCCAUUCAGUUUUCAUUAAUUUCCCUUGCUUUCUCUGUUCUUCAGGCAGCAACUGUCACAGCGUCUCUGGAGAAAAGUAACCGUGUGAAGGCCGUGGUUGUAAAAGUAGUCGCGGAGCAGAAUCUCAUGGCUACAGGCAAUUUUCCUGUGUUAAAGGUGAAUUUGAGCAGCUAAAACAAGGGAGCGACGACGACCGCAAAGAGAACGUCCAAAAACAAUUAGCUUUAGAAGUGGAACAACAAAAGUGCACGUACAUUACACUUUUUGUGCAUUGUUUUGAAAUGGGUCCUCUGCACAACUACAACGUAAAUUUUUCUAAUGUUGGAAAACUUGGCUACUGGACGACAAAUUCUCCUUUCUUCGUGAAAUUGGAUGCGGUCUCUUACAAUUCAACUCCUGGAAAUUCCUUUACAAUUGAAGAAUUGAACGAGAUGGAAUAAUAGCGGUGAAGUUUGAACCAGCGCGAAGUUAUUUUUAGUGUUGUCUUUACUGCUAUCGUCGUUGUGACUGCUCGAGCUCCCUUUUUUCCCAUUUCAUGUUGUUAGACCGACACUCUCGAGAUUUGGUGAGUCAAAUGUGAACUAAGUUGCGUGGAUAAAAAGCUUUCUUUGUUUGAAUACUAUUACUUUAAAUACUUCGCAACACUUUUGAGUUUAUAUUAGCGAGGGACACCGCCGGUUGUUACCCUUCGAAGAUAUUUUUUAUUUCGUGAUAGUGAUGUGUGUGUUUGCUUCGAUAACGGCACUUUCCGGGCGCUAACUAGACCAUAAAUUAAGUGACAAAGUUGUCAACUUAAGUCAAAGUGCGACUGUAACCUCAUACCCAGAUCUCUUCGUCAACAAGAGAUAUGGGUACGAGAUUAAGUGCGAUUGGUUACUAAAAAACUGCUUUUACCAUCAAACAGGUGAGAUGUGAAACGGAAGACGGAGUCAAAGUUGAUGGGGUCGGGCACCUUAAUCUUGAAAUAUCCCGGCCGCGUGGUCCGCAGACCAUCACGGUUUACAGGAAGCCUACUCAGGACAGAGAAGGCCUAGUAACGUUUCAGCCAUUAGCAAACCGGUAUUUGGAGGAGGCGGGGCAGUGGUCACUCAUCUGUCAUUACAACGAACAUAGGGAUAGACUCAAGAGCGUUUUAGCACCUGCCGACCACGUGACUACCAGCCAGCCAGUCCAAUUUUUUGUGCACCCAGGUAAAUGUGUAUUGGUGGAUGUGUACAACAACAGUUGUUAUGUUCAAACUACAGUCAAACCGCGUUAAUACGGGCACUGAAGGGGCCAUUGAAAGUGUCCAUAUUAACGGGGUGUCGGUAUUAAGCGGGUUGAAUUUAGAGAAAAUGUAAGGGCUUUUUUUCCCCAGGGACAAAGCAAACUGUCCGUAAUAAUGAGGUGUCCGUAUUAAGCGGGGGUUCGUCAAGCGGGGUUUGACCGUAGUAGGUAUUUUAUCAGGCUUUUUACCCUAAAAAAUAGACUCAACCCAUUCUCAAAAAAACCUUCAUAAUUUUGACACUCUGAACUCCUCAUUACUUGCGUUAUGCGCAUGCGCGUAUUUAACAACUGGUGAACCUAACAAAAGGGAGCUUUUAGUAAAGGGGUUUUUCAACAACGCACGUCAAUAGGAAGUGAAGCCUUUUCCUUUUCAGUAUGCCUUGAUGCUCGCAAUAAUGAUAGUAGCCUGCGUGGCAGGCGUUCGAAAGGGAAGGGGAAGGGAAUUAGGGCGCGAGACCGCGCGCGAGGGAGAAGCACCCCACACGCUCUCGCGCGACCAAAUUCCCCCUUCCCCUUCCCCUUCCCCUUUUAACGCUUGCCUCGCAGGCUAUAAUGAUAGGUUAGUGUCUUUAUUCUUAAAGAGACGAUAUGCCUUAAAUUUUGAGCACAACCACUUCCCAAGAUUGCAAAAAAUCUACUUUCCGUUGAUGCGCGUGGCUAAGUGCCUUUCCUUAAGCGCCCUAAUGUGCGGUACGAGUGACCCUUGUAAAUUUGAGUCUUCUUGAUCAAGCGGUUGAAGCGACAGACAGAAAAUAGAAAAGCAUAAGUUCGAUCAUUCCGCCUGGGAUUCACUUUUUCGUAGUCUUAACGCUCGUGACAAAAAUCUUGUCGUCCUAAAUGUCGCCUGAACUCUAAUUUGGUUUUGCUUCCUCCCAGGUCCUCCUAGAAGACUCGUUCUUCGCUUUCCAUCUGGUUCUCCCACAGUCCUCAGCGCCUCUUGCACUGCUGACGUCAAGGGUCGCACCAUUCUUCCUCUGGCACGGAGAGGGUUAGUUGCACAAAUUACUCAUGUACAAUGUUAUGGUUUACUUAUUAGGGACCUUGAGAUUCUAAGACAAGGACGACUACGGGGACGAGAUUUUCUCAGUACUAAGUAGUGCAGCGUCAUUUUGACGGGAAAACACUAUAGCCGUCGUCAUUCUUCUGCGGGUUUUACCGAAAAUGUCGUAGUGGUGGAAGCAAGUUGUCAAAUGUUAGAAGUUUUAUCAUUUUUUUUAUCGUGGGAGGGCUUAACCUCCUUCAAUAAAAUCGACCGUGUUAACUUUUCUGGUGAAAAUAGGAAAACGGCGCUUUCGAGGUUGUCUAUUUUUUCAGAAUUCGAGAAAAACACUUUUAAGUCUCGUAGUUGUCUUCGUCCUCGAAUCCAAAGGUUAUGAUACUGAAGACAUUUUGCUGCGCUUUUUCAAGUCACUUCCUUUCCCGCUACUGAAACGGGAAACUUAUCCCCGAGCUUGUUAAGAUAAUUUAUCCCGACCGUGUUCGCUGCCAGUCACCAAUUUUUCCCUUGUUUGUUGCCGGCUGCGAUUUAUCCCGCGCUUGUUGCCUUUUGUAUGUUUCCCGGUUUUAUCGUCCGUUUUUUCCCUUCGUCAACAACUUUAAAUGUUCGAAAGGGCUAGUUGAAAUCAAGUUGAGUAGAUCCCUUGGUUAAUCAUCAGUAUGACCCUAAAAUGCAAAAUAUGCUGAUUUCUUGUUUCUUAGUGGAGUCGAAGACGUCAUCCUUGCUGCUGAAGACGCUCAUGGCAACAUGGCCGAAUCGUCUUUGGCGGUUAACGUUGGCAUUCAACCAUCGGGGACUGUGCCCGAGGGUACAGUCUUACCAGCUCUGGAAAACAGUCCCAUCCAGAUCACGCUCAACCAUGGUAGUGCCAAGUUACCAAGGCUUACACUUUGCAGUCGUGUGGGGAAUUAUAUCGGCGAGUAUCUGUUAGUGUUUUCGGCACCCGGAGUUGAGUCUCACACUGUUAAGUUCGCUUUUAGCACAGGUAAGUACAGUAAUAUGCUUGAGUAGGAGUCUUUCAUGGCUUCUGGCUUGACUAAAAUUUUUUUUUAAUAUUUACUUGACGUUACUCCUUUUUUGUAUUAACUUGUGAAAAAGGGGGCCAUUUCUGAAGUUAAGCUAAGUUCAACUCCCUCGUGAUCACUUGCAACGUUCCAAGUUGAGACCCUGACACGUCUACUGCAAAUCUGAACCAUUGAGCUACAAGUCAAGUUUCAUUCCUGUUGAAUCGGUCUAAAGGCGGCUUUUCUCGCGUUUUCGUGUAUUUUAAUCUCCUCCCUGCCAACACGCACCUCUCAUCAAAUGAAAGAAAAGUAUUUUGUGGCAGGCACUUAAGAGGAAACGGGGAUACGUGCAAUCAGCAUAGUGUGUGUAGGAAUCAGGAAGGAAUUUCGCGCAUCCUAAAGCACUUGCGCGCUCGGGAUUUUCCCUCCUCCUCUCUUUCUUGCGGAUACCACGUAGGUGCAGUAUAGAAAGAAGUGUGACGUCACGUUACCAUGGUUGCAAAAUUUCUGUACCUCAACAAUCUUUCUUGACAGAGACGGCCAUUUGCAGUGUCGAUCGAUGGAAGAAAAGUAACGGGCUACCGUUUUGUUUCUGAGUGCAAUCAUCCACAGGGAAGACAAGCAUGCCAAGUUUUUUGUUUCUUUCUGCGAUAUUUGCAGGACCACGGUUUGUUAAGAUCCUAAAAUUUUGCUACCACGGUAACGUGACGUAACAACUUCUUAAGAUCAAUUUAGGGAAAUGUAAGGGCUUUAUUUCCCCGGGGACAAAGCAAACUGUCCGUAAUAACGGGGUGUCCGUAUUAAGCGGGGUUUGGCUGUAUCACCGAGAGAGGUAUAACCAAUCAUUUAUGCGCUAUUUUAAACAAAUCAGUAGCCACGACUGCACAUUUACCUUCGUUUGUGAGACCAAUUAAUGCUUCCUUUCGUUCUUUUUUUUUUUUUUUUGUCGUUGUGAUUGUGCAAAAAAAACAACAACAACUACAACAACUUAUUGCAAAAAUUGCUCUAAACCACUUUGUAUUUCAGAUGAACACAUUCAGCGGGUACAGAACGAGCUUCAGCCACUCAGGAAGCAGAUCGCAGAUCUGGAACAAAGCGUCCGAGAAAGCAAACAGAAGGUGAACCGGACGAAGUCGGAAGUAGUGGCAGCUCUUACUCCAGUAAGAAGUUCUUUCAGGGGGGAGCCACGCACUCGAGAUGUGGUAAACGUUCUCCAAACCACCAGAUACCAGUUGAACCAACUUGAGACUGCUGGAGCAGUUACUCGGCCACCCAUUAUACAGAAUGGACCCCCGGCCAGGAUAAGACAGUACAUAAAAGGUAAGGAACCUGUGUUGCUGUAAACGUGCCAGUUGUGCAUAGCUUUAAGUCCCAAUAGUGACCAACAUCGAUUUUCUCCUAACAAUAUCCAUAUGUUGCCAAGAGAAAUAGUUAUAAGAGUUAAUAAAAUGAUCACUAAAGAGAAAAUGCUUUGAUCUGCUAUCAAAUUCGUAACUAAUUGCUUAAAGAAAUGUAUGAAGAUCAGUAUGGAGAAUUUAUAUGUGGAUAUUGGGCCUCAAAGGCUUAAAGUGGCUAUGCCACGAGGAUAUUGCUGUUUAAGAUUAACCCUUUAAAUCCUAAGAUCAAAAUUUGAAUUCUCAUUUGUUUCCCCUAUUCAUUUCCUACAGAAGUAGUGGGGAGAAGUUGAUGAAAUAUCAAGAAAAUUUAUCUUGUGUGAUCAUGUCCUUAAUUCUCAUGACCACUCUGUUUUACAAAGCAUUGGUAUUGUAGAGAACUGGAACUAGUUAGAAUAAUAUCGAAAAGGACUGGCUCUAGCCAAGAUGAUGUAAUCGCAAGAUGGCGGAAAACGCCACCGACACGUAUUAAAAGAGUUAGAAGUUUGGAGUAAUUUGUGGUUGAUUUAGGCGUGUAGUCUAACAAAAUUGGCGACCCUGCCAGGACUUGUAACCCGACGAAGAUGAAACACUGGAUGGAACGUUUCUGGCGAUCGAUUUUGGUAUGUUUUUGAGCAUAUUUGUGUCUCUCAUCGCUUUGACCACGUGCUUCCACUGCCCGCCAUUGUCAAUCGGAAACAUCGGAACUGAGGCCUUGCCGAUGAUGGCAGAAGAUCUUCAAUUGGAAUUACAGUCUAGCAUCUAUGCCGCGGACUGGAGCUCACUCGAGCGAAUGGCCAAGUUCUUCGAAGUUGAAUAUGAGGGAAAAACAAAAUUGUUUGUGGCGAAACGUGUUGCUCUACGGCUCGAUGAUGAAAUUGAAAAACUGAAGGAAGCCGAAGUCGUGCCGUACCUCAAGGACGUAAAAGAAAUGCUGACAGAGAAACCCCAUGGCAUCAAGAACGAUGAAGAAGAUGGUAAGCCAGUUCUAAGUGAUUCAAAACCUCCUCCCGUAGCGAAGGAAGAUCCUGUUCAAAAACUACUAGCGACUAGCGCUUUACGUAGACAGUUUAAGAUCAGUGGUCAAAUCGGGGAACCCGAGCAGAAAGACAAAAUUAGUUUUUCUUCCCUUAUGCGUCAAAUUCAAAUGGGGUUGGCCCAAGGUUAUGGCGAGAGUGAAAUUGUUGAUGGUGUUAUUCGCUCAAUUACACCUGGCAUGGUACUUAGGAGUUACCUCGAAACUUACGAAGAUUUGACAUUGGAUCGGUUAAAGAAAAUUCUCCGUAGCCACUAUGGUGCAAAGAAUACAUCAGAACUCUAUCAAACACUGGCAUCCCUAUGUCAGAGCCCAAAGGAGUCACCCCAGGCAUUUUUGAUGAAUGCUCUUGAUCUGAGGCAACAAAUCCUGUUUGCAUGUGGUGAAGAAGAAGGUGAAAUAUCCCUACAGUAUGACUCCGGACACAUACAACGUCUGUUUCUUCGGUCAGUAGAAACUGGUUUACAGGAUGAAAGUAUUCGUGCUAAGAUUCGCCCAUUCCUGAAGGACUCAAAUGUGACAGAUGAAGUGUUGAUGCAACAGAUGAGCAUGGCUACGUCAGCAGAAAAGGAAAGGGACAAGAAGCUUAAGAAUAAUACCAAGACCAAACAACCACCAUUAUCAGUGUCUGCGGUAUCUGAUGGCCCACCUAAAGAAAAAGGAAGGAGGCAAGAAGAACAGCCCUCAGAAUGAUCUUCUAACAGCUAUAAGUGCAAUCAAGUCAGAAGUCGAGGCAUUGAAAAGCGAGGUCAGGAAGAACAGCAAUCAAAGUGUACCCCCAGGCAAGUGGCCAGAGAGAAGAAGACCACCCUUGUGUUCAAGCUGCCUCGAGAACAGAAAGGAAUAUUGCAAUCACUGUUUUAAGUGUGGGAGCGAAUCUCAUCUGGCAAGGGGAUGCAGGAAGCAGUUAAACAGGAAUCGACUGCUCCCUUGAGACAGGAAGCAGUCGUAAAACCCACCAAAGUCUCACCAAUGUAGCCACUGUUGUAAAACCGAGUAGAGCAUGGACAACUUAAAAGAUGUAGUCAGUGUCAGAGUGUAUGGUAUUGCACCACGCGAUGUCAAAGGGACACUGGGCUGAACACAAGGUGUUGUGCCAAGCAAUAAGUCAUCUUUCUGAGGCGAGUACAAGUAAGUCAAAAGAGUUUGUAGACCCAGCCUGUGUCAGUCAUUUAACUCCAAGUGAGCAUGCUAAAGUUAUUGGCCUUGUUGGCAAGAAGUGUAUGGUGAAGUGCUUGCUCAAUGACUAUGAAUGUGAAAUGUUAUGGGACACUGGUGCCCAGGUUUCAAUAAUAUCAGUCGACUCUGUCCAAAGAUGCUUAGGACAAGUAGCCAUUAGACAGUUGUCAGAACUCUUGGAGACAAGCCUUAGCCUAACAGCAGUGAAUGGGUCUCAAAUACCCUACAUUGGGUGGGUGGAAGCCAGAGUUAUGCUAACUCCUCCUGGUAGUGAUAGCAAUCAAGAGGAACUGUUAGUGCCUUUUCUAGUGACAUCAGAAAAGUUGGACUGUCCCAUUUUGGGAUACAAUGUCAUUGAAGAGUUAGUAAGUCAGGACCAGAAUCCAAACCCAACAAUUUACAAGAGUUUCCCUGGAACAGAUAAGACAAAAGUAGAUGCCUUGGUAAAUUUCAUUCAGAGUUCAAGUUCAGAUGCCAUUUGUAAAGUGAGGACGGGAAGGAGAGAUGUGGUGAUACCAAGGGAUAGCAUGAUAACUGUUGGCUGCCGUGCAACUACAGGACCAGUAAACAAGCUAACACCAGUACUGUUUGAGCCAAAUGAAUUGGCACAGUUACCAGAGGGUUUAGAAGUUAAUGGAACUUUGUUAAAUGUCAAACCAGGAAAGUCAUCUAAGGUACAGAUUGCUGUACACAAUGGGACAGACCAUGAUAUUCUGCUUAAGAGUCGCACCCGUUAGGAGUCCUUCAGGCAGUCAAAUCAGUGACAACAGCAGAUGUUAGACUGAGUGAAUGUAGAACCCAGAAUGACCAGCAAUAUUUUGAGAAACCUAAACCUCAGGGACCCACCACCCCUGCUGAGCAGCAAAACAAAGAAAAUGAAAACCCACUUCCGGCAGUUGAUCUCGGUGAUUUGGAUCAUGACCAGCGGACUGCAGCUGAAAUGAUGCUGAGGGAAGAGUACGAGUCAUUCUCAUCCAAUGAAGAAGAUAUUGGCUGCAUCCCUGAUCUGGAAAUGGAGAUUAAUCUGCAUAAUAACCAGCCAGUGCAAAAAAGAAGUACACGUCAAUUCCUCGACCACUGUAUCCGGAGGUGAAACAGUACAUUGAAGACCUUCUGAACCAGAAUUUCAUCACUGAAUCCAAGUCCCCAUACUCCUCUCCAGUUGUCUGUGUUCGCAAGAAGGAUGGGUCUCUAAGGCUAUGCAUUGACUAUCGAGAACUAAAUCGCAAGACUAUUGCUGACAGACAUCCCAUUCCUAGAGUCCAAGAGACCUUGGAUAGUCUUGGCGGAAAUAAGUGGUUCAGUGUACUUGACCAGGGUAAGGCGUAUCAUCAGGGGUUCGUAAACAGGGACAGUAGAGCAGCGACAGCAUUCAUUACACCGUGGGGGCUAUAUGAAUGGGUAAGGAUCCCAUUUGGAUUGAUGAACGCACCUGCGAAUUUCCAACGGUUUAUGGAACGUUGUUUGGGUGAACUAAGGGACAAAGUGGCUAUACCGCACCUCGAUGACAUCAUAGUAUUUAGUAGGACAUUUGCAGAACACAUCGAGCAUCUGAGAACAGUAUUGCGAAAGUUACGAGCACAUGGAGUCAAGUUGAAGCCGCGCAAGUGUAGUUUGUUCAAACGCGAGGUCAAGUUUUUAGGAAGAGUUGUGUCAGGUGAUGGUUACCAGAUGGAUCCAGGGUGUGUACAAGCUAUCGAGAAGUUAAAGGAAGUAACACCCAAAACUGUUGGUGAAGUAAGACAGCUUGCAGGAAUACUAAGUUACUACCGAAGGUACAUUAAAAACUUUGCUAAAAUUGCGAAACCGAUCUAUGACUUGCUUACCAGCACAGGACAGGAUGGACAACAGCCCUCAAAGACGCCAAUCGUUUGGGGAAGAGAACAGCAACUAGCCCUCGAGAAGUUAGUGGGACACCUCAGUAAUCCACCCAUUAUGGCUUAUCCAGAUUUCUCAAAAGCAUUUACUCUCCACACCGACGCAAGUAAAGACGGUCUCGGGGCAGUGUUGUACCAAAACCAGGAUGGGGUCAUGCGAGUUAUUGCUUAUGCUUCACGAGCGCUGUCACCAGCUGAGAAAAAGUACCACCUUCACGCAGGAAAACUUGAGUUUCUUGCUCUAAAAUGGGCAGUGACUGAACACUUCCGUGACUACCUUUACUACUCGCCAAAGUUUACUGUUUUCACUGAUAACAACCCCUUGACAUACAUCCUAACAUCAGCGAAACUGAACGCCACUGGUUUACGGUGGGUUAAUGAAUUAGCCGACUUCCAUUUUGAGAUCAGGUAUCGACCAGGAAAAGCCAACGCAGAUGCUGACACCUUGUCUCGUAUGCCAAUCAGUUUUGAGGGCUAUAUGAAAAGUUGUUCGGAAGUAGUUAAUCAGGAUGUUCUGGAUGCUGUCACAUCUUCAGUCCAUGUAACUAACACCCCCCAGACCGCCUGGUUGUCAUCUCUCACCGCAGUACACGACAUGUUAAAGGAAGAGCGUGUAGACAUUCCAACUCUGCCACGUGAUGAACUUGUCGCAGCUCAGCAAGAAGAUCCAUCAAUUGCUCGUGUUUUACAGUUUAUCCAAAUUGGAAGGCGUCCCACCUAUCAGGAAAGGCAGCAAGAGACAGCUAUUGCCCGACAACUCUUACACGAAUGGAAUAAACUGUUUAUUGCUGAAGAUGGAAUCCUUUAUCGGAAAACUGGGUGUGGAGACAAAAUGGUUUUACCCAAGAAAUACCACAAAAGGGUGUAUGAAGAGCUACACGAAAACAUGGGGCACUUGGGUGCCGACAGAGUAGUGGAACUAGCUAGAGAACGCUUCUAUUGGCCGUUUAUGAGAGCAGACAUCACCCAUUAUGUCACAAAAGUGUGUCGUUGCCUGAAGCAACGUAAACCCGCAACUCAUGUCCACGCACCACUUCAGCCUAUCCUCUCCACAGCACCUUUCCAACUCGUCUCCAUGGACUAUGUUCAUCUCGAACCAAGCUCGGGUGGAUACCAGUACAUAUUGGUAAUCAUGGAUCACUACACCAGAUUUGCCCAAGCAUACGCCACCCGGGAUAAGUCUGCGAAGACCGCUGCCAACAAACUGUAUAAUGACUUUAUCAUGAGAUUUGGGUUUCCAGGAACCAUUCAUCAUGACCAGGGCGGAGAGUUCGAAAACAAACUCUUCUACAACCUUGAGAAACUGAGUGGGAUCAAACAUUCGCGGACAACCCCCUACCAUCCACAGGGGAAUGGGCAGGUUGAAAGGUUCAACCGAACACUUCUAUCAAUGCUGAGAGCCCUGCCAGAGAAACAGAAAUCCCGUUGGCGUGACCAUCUCAAUAAAGUAGUCCAUGCAUACAAUUGCACUCGCCACGACUCUACUGGAUUCUCACCUUUCUAUCUACUAUUCGGUAGGACGCCAAGGCUACCCAUCGACCUAAUGUUUGGCUUGAAACCUCCAGAGGGAUAUUCUACAUACCCUGAGUAUGUUAAAAAUUGGCGAAGAGCCAUGAAAGAAGCUUACGAACUAGCCUCCGCUCAUGCAAAGAACAGUGCAGACAUGGGGAAACAACAGUAUGACAAGAAAGUUAGACAUACCACGCUACGUGAAGGAGACCGUGUUCUUGUGCGAAACAUGACGGAGCGUGGUGGCCCAGGAAAGUUACGCUCUUAUUGGGAGCAAGAAAUCCACGUUGUUACUCAAAAGAGGGAGGAUAUGCCAGUUUACGAGGUAAAACCAGAGACUGGUAAUGGAAGGACAAGAGUUCUGCAUCGCAACCUGCUGCUACCAUGUUCCUUUCUACCUGUUGAGAUACCAUCUAAGCCAUCCAAGGGUCGUCGCACGAUGCCCAGGACAACCCGAAGACAGCAGGAGCUACAAGAGAACACAACCAGAACCACUGAUGAGAACAUCCCUGGGUUAACACCUGGUCAACUUCAAGAAUUUUACGAGUCUACGAGGAAUCAUACUGAAGACAAUUGCCAAAUUGUUCCAGAGUUAGAUGAACACGACACUUACCCUUGUCAAGUUGAUGGUCCAGGCUCAGAGGGAGAGGCUGAAGACACAGAGCAACCAAGUGGUGCGUUCGAUGAUGAAGCUGUAGAUGGUGUACCUCUAAGACAGUCACAGCGCGUAAGCAGACCACCCCUCAGGAUGACCUAUGAUGCAAUGGGACAACCCUCCUUUCAACCCAGUUCCACAACAGGAAUUCGCGGCAUCACAGCAUCAUAUCCACACCAGUUAUGGCAGCCUGUCCCGGUAUCAUGGAUGGUGCAACAACCUGUCUUUCAGCCCUUCAGUUAUUUUGUACCUUUCCCAGUACACGUUCAGCCGAUGUAUCCUGUGCCUGCGUGGCGUUACCAGCAAGCCUGGUGGCAUUAACUUGAAGAGAAAGGAACUGAUUUGGACCAAUUGAAAUUACGUUCGUUUUAGAUAAGACGGAUAAAUGUUUAGUAUAGUAUAACUCACAUGUCGUUCGUUUUAAGAGGUACAACCUUGUUUUAUUAGGAGAUUUUUUUUUCUCGAUCUCUACAUGUUCUUUGUACGGGCAAACAAUCGAUAUAGGCGCGUUAUCGAACAGUACAGUGCAGUAAAGAUAACACAGUAACAUUUGGGCAACUUAAGCGAACAUUCUGGCCUGAUCAACCAGGAUAACUUUGUUGACCCAAUAAUGAGAUACAAGAAUACGAGGAACUGUUACACGAGAUAACCCACAAGAGACUAUGGUCUAUCCGUUCAUGUUGAGGACAACAUCUUUUUCCAGAGGGGGAGAAUGUAGAGAACUGGAACUAGUUAGAAUAAUAUCGAAAAGGACUGGCUCUAGCCAAGAUGAUGUAAUCGCAAGAUGGCGGAAAACGCCACCGACACGUAUUAAAAGAGUUAGAAGUUUGGAGUAAUUUGUGGUUGAUUUAGGCGUGUAGUCUAACAGUAUCACAAGGAGAAAUUUGAUGCUGGUCACUCUAAGGGCUUUAAAAAGGGCUAACUCUUUGCUAAAGUCAUCACUUAGUUCCUUUACUCACACAUACAAUACUCUUGUAGAGUUUUGGAAAAGAUAUCAAACAAAUUUGAUCAGAGAGUACUAACCAUAAUAAAUAUUUUGGUGAUUUUUGUAGGCGUAGCUUUAAAACUUGAAAAAGUUUGCUCAACUUUUUCAAGUUUCAAUCCAAACCCAUCCUGGUCAUUCGUAACAACAGAGGACAGGAAACAGUUUUAAUGUCUAAAUAUAGUAUGAAGUAACGAAACUGGGCCAUUAUUUUUGGAAUUCAACUGAUACGAAGAAACGUUUAAGACGGACUCCAUUAGGAAAUUGAGUAUGUCAAUUUUCAGUGGACGAAAACCUUCUACCAGAAUAAUUUACAUAAUAUCGCAUUCUUUUUUACAUUUUUCAAGGGCUAAAGAUAUAUAUAAUUAGUUAUCUGUAAUAACACCAAAGAAAAUUUCUGAUAGGAGCCCGAGAGAAUGAAAGUCAAAUUUCACAAAAUUACAUCUUACACAUGAAAUUUUCAGAAUUUAACUGUGUCAUCACAAUUCUUGUGAAAUAUGACAUUCAUUUUUUCGGACUCCCAACGAGAAAUGUUUUAUUAAAGAUGACUAAUUACAUCUUUAGCUCUUGAGAAAAUAAAAAAGAAUGCAUUAUGCUUUAAAUUAUUCUGGUACAAGAUUUUUGUCCACUGAAAAUUAAAAUUACUCUAUUUCCUGAUGGAUUCCGUAUUAACCCUUUCACUGCCAGAGUGUCUGAUAAAGUUUUGUAAGAUGACUCUAACUUUUGAGUCUGUGGACGAAAUCUUAUGAUGUGACCAUUCAAAUGAAAGCUCUCUGCCUGUACUUACACAUGGUGCUAUUUGUUUCUCAAAAUUUUAGAAAAUGAAAUUUGGAAAUUUGGUCGAAAUUUGCCUUUGGCCAAAUUUGGCAGUAAAAGGGUUGAGCUUUUUGAAAUGAUAGCAAAUAGCGUGACGUAGCCCCCUUAACCCCUGUAUUUCUCAAGAGUGACUAACAUCAAUUUUCUCCUAACAGUGUCAAUACGUAAUCAAAGGAUUAGGUUAUGAGAAUUAAUAAAAUGAUCACCUCAAGGAAAAUGCUUUGAUCUUUAAAACGUUCUCUCAACUUUAAGGAAAUGUAUGAAGAUCAGUCUGGAGAAUUUGUUUAUAGGAAUUGGGGCUUCACCCCUCAUUCACACCCAAGCUUAAACAUGUUUGAAAGCUGUUUAGCUGAACACAGUUUUUUUCUUGAAGGUGCUAACUGUUCUCUUAUUUGAAUUGAAAUAUAUGAAAUGAAUCAUGGUUUGAACUGCGGAUAAAGAUAUGAAAGUGAACAUGAUCUUCACAGAAGAAUGAACAACCUGAGCGGUUGAAAAAGAACCUGAAAAAAUUAAGGCUUGAUCGGGUAUCAACGCUCUAUCCACUGAGCUAAUCAGGCCAGCUGGAGAGCAGGCCAUUGUGAGUUCGUAACAUACCCGAUGGUGGAAAUUACAUGAAUUGAAAUAUAUGAAAUGAAUUAUAUUUUGUACUGAAAAGGUUAGUGCAAUUAUGGGAUCAUUUUAUGUUUCUGUGAAACUGGCCACCUACCCCUCCCCUAAACCAACAUUAACACUUAGUUCUUACUUAGGGCAAGAUAUUGGUCAAGGGGAGGGGUAGGUGGGCAGUUUCCGAGAAACGUAAAAUGAUCACAAUUAUGUGACAUGUUAAGGUUUAUUUAUAAAAGCCCCUGUCACUAGCACACAGAAGUUAAUUUCUUGGACACUUUUCGGUCUGCAGGUAUCGUCGCAGAGCUCGCUCAUGUAUCGGAUCCUUUGCUGGCGCGUAUCCUGUCCUGGUUCCUCCAGUCGAAGAUGCAAGUCGCUCUCACGAGCACCACCGAACAACAGCGGAAAGUUUAUGAUGCCGGAUGCCCAGCUUACUGUGAGGCCACUCUGUUACCUUUUUCUAAAAGAGACUUUGACGGCAGCGACGGUAAGUCUUUGCCUCUAGAACUGCCUUCUCCUCCGUCCAACUACCGCAGUCCAAUCGAAUUCGCGGUGAAUCUCCUGGAAUUCACUAGCGACAAUGGCUACCUUCGCUGUAGCCUGUUCUGGAACCUGCUGUCGAAAACAAUAGUGGUUAACGACCUGAAAUCAGGGCAAACAUAUCGCGAGCAUCUUACAAAAAUGAAGCAGUCUUGCCCCACAAUCCUCACUCGUGAUGGGAAGAUGAUUGCAUCCGACGGGCUUAUGGAUCCAAAGCGAAAGUGCCCCGAUAGGUUGGAAGAUUUGAAGUUCGCAUUCGGUGCACUACCUCCUCGAGAAACCCCGCAGUAUCGGCAGUUAAUAGAGAAGUGUGAAUCUCUUGGGCGCUUGCAGAAGGUUUGCGAGAACCAUGAGACGGAGAUGGUUCAAGGCCGCGCACGUGAGGAGCGGCUGAACGAGUUAAGGAAGAGCUUGUCUCCUCGCAUUAACGAACUGGAGAAGGAGCUGCGAAAGUUAAGGCCCGGGUUGGAAAGGGACAGUAGUGAACCACCCGACAAAAGGAGGAAAAGAUAACUACACUUAUCCUUCUUACUUAACCCUUUAAGUCCCAAUAGUGACCAACAGCAAUUUUCUCUAACAAUGUCCAUACAUUGUCAAGAGGUAAGGUUGUGAGAAUAUAAAAAAAUGACCACGAAAGAGAAAGUGCCUUGAUAUUUUAUUAAAUCUCUCAACUAAUUCUUAAAGGAAAUGUAUGGAGAUCAGUUUGGAGAAUUUGUAUGUGGAUACUGGGGCUUAAAGGGUUAACGUUACAUUUGACUUCUUUUUCCCUUCACCAUGUGCGUUUUCGUCCCCAUUACAGCUUUGAAGGGAUGACAGGGGGUAGGGUGUGUAAUCCUUAAGUAAUUGACUACAAUAGCAAAGUACAGUUGAACCCCCCCCCC